AUGGCAGAGCAACCCGGCGGGGAGCAACUGGUCUCGUCCCUCUGGACGAGGUCGCUACUGUCCGGCGCCGUCGCAGGUCUUACCGUCGACUGCUCCCUCUACCCCCUCGACACCAUCAAAACCCGCCUCCAAAAGGCACGCGACACAUCUGCCCCCCAGGCCCCCCGGCUCUCUCUGCGCCAAACAGUUCGCGGCAUCUACGCCGGCCUCCCCUCCGUCCUCUUCGGCUCCGCGCCCUCCGCUGCAUCCUUCUUCAUCGUCUACGACGGUGUCAAGCGCUCGCUCCUCCCGCCGCCGUCGUCCUCGGAAACCCCUUCCCGCGCCCAUGUUUUCUUCACACACUCCCUCGCCUCCUCCCUCGGCGAGAUUUCGGCUUGCGCGGUCCGUGUGCCGACCGAGGUGAUUAAGCAGCGAGCCCAGGCUGGCCUCUUUGGGGGCUCGAGUCUGCUGGCACUGAAGGAUAUCCUGUCUCUGCGGCAUGCACCCGCCAGUCACACUGCGCCCACAGCUCCAGUCAAGAGCGGAUAUGGCCAGGUUAUCCGCGAACUCUACCGGGGCGCGGGCAUCACCAUCGCGCGCGAGAUCCCCUUCACUGUCCUGCAGUUCACCAUGUGGGAGUCAAUGAAGGCCACGUACGCGCAGCGGUACCUGCGGCACGACGAGUCCGCCACCACCAAAGAGUCGCAAAUCCCGGCCUCCACGAGCGCCAUGUUUGGCAGCGUCGCUGGCGCCAUUGCGGCUGGUCUGACCACCCCGCUGGACGUGAUUAAGACCCGAGUUAUGUUAGCCCGCCGCGGCGACGGCGGCAUGGGUGCCCCCGUGCGGGUGAAGGAUAUUGUGCGAGGUAUUGCGCAGGAGGGUCCUGGAGCGUUCUGGCGCGGAAUUGGGCCACGGGUUGCGUGGAUUGGAAUUGGCGGGGCGGUGUUCUUGGGAAGUUACCAGUGGGCGUGGAAUACGCUUGAGGGUGAGAAGAAGAAGACGGAUGAUGAGUAG
Messenger RNA from Penicillium canariense, 993 nucleotides. Its product is annotated as putative mitochondrial carrier protein (Pet8). NCBI's taxonomy places the organism in Eukaryota, Fungi, Ascomycota, Eurotiomycetes, Eurotiales, Aspergillaceae. The coding region runs from base 1 to 993 and encodes 330 amino acids. Gene Ontology annotation, cellular component: mitochondrial inner membrane. The record is from RefSeq and is a predicted model, not a curated record. The transcript is spliced from 2 exons. Gene Ontology annotation, molecular function: S-adenosyl-L-methionine transmembrane transporter activity.